Molecule: messenger RNA, 1857 nt
Organism: Ornithorhynchus anatinus (platypus)
Lineage: Eukaryota; Metazoa; Chordata; Mammalia; Monotremata; Ornithorhynchidae
Gene: TP53I11
Product: tumor protein p53 inducible protein 11
Exons: 7
Coding region: 372-941 (189 amino acids)
Source: RefSeq, a predicted model, not a curated record
GGAGGUGCCAGCUUCGGCCCCUUUAUUAUGGUAAACGGAUGGCACUCGGGGGGCCGCUGCCCGUCCAGUCCGUUUCCCGGGGGUCCCGCGGGGCCGAGAGGCACGAUGUGAGCCGGCCCGCCCCGUCGCCGCACCCCUUCUUCCCUGACCUCCCUGCAACCCGCGCCACCCGCAGAACACCAUGCGGUGAUCACCGCCUGAAACAAAAGACCUGAAGGAAUUCAGGAGCUACUCACUGAGGAAGUUAAUCCCCCAGACCAACCGGGUCCUCACUGCCGUACCUGGAAAGACCAGUCCUCUGAGCAAGCCCAUGCUGGACACCUCUCCUUCCAGCCUUCCGUCUGAGCCAAUCAGCUGGAGCCACAGUCAAGAUGGCGGCCAAGCAGCCCCCACCUCUCAUGAAAAAGCACAGCCAGACGGAUCUGGUGAGCCGUCUCAAGACCCGGAAGAUCCUUGGAGUUGGAGGGGAGGAUGAUGACGGAGAGGUGCACCGGUCAAAGAUCAGCCAGGUCUUGGGAAACGAAAUCAAGUUUGCUGUUCGGGAACCCUUAGGGCUUCGGGUAUGGCAGUUUGUCUCGGCUGUCCUCUUCUCCGGCGUUGCCAUUAUGGCCCUCGCCUUCCCCGACCAGCUCUACGAUGCCAUCUUUGAUGAAGCCACAGUGACCAGCAAGACCCCCAUCCGGCUCUAUGGUGGGGCGCUCCUCAGCAUCUCGCUCAUCAUGUGGAACGCCUUGUACACAGCCGAGAAGGUCAUCAUCCGCUGGACCCUGCUGACAGAAGCCUGCUACUUUGGGGUCCAGUUCUUGGUGACCACCGUCACCCUGACUCAGAGCGGACAGAUCUCCAUGGCGGCUCUUCUCCUCCUCGCAAGCCGCAUCCUCUUCACCCUCAUCAGUGUUUACUACUACUACCAAGUGGGGCGGAGACCCAAGAAAGUCUAGAGCAGAGAAAACCAGACGCUUCGCCAGUUUGGGCUUGGAAAGGACAGAUCGUGGUUGGAUCCCUGUAGGGUUGGGGUUUCAUAUAGGUUUUUAAUCUUGGUUGCUCCCUUGAGUCUUAAAGGGACCCCCUCUUCCACUUCCUGGAGCAGCCCCCUUGUGUGGGUGGGAGGGACGGAGAGAGGGAAGGAGGGAGGCUGGGGUUUUGCUCGCUGGGCAGGCUGGGGGGGGAUAGGGACCUGAGAUGGGGGAGGGAAUGACAAAGAGGCAUCCUGGCCAAGCCACCUGGCUACUACCUUUUGCCAGAAUGAAGCCCUGGUUCCACGUGUCCCCCACUUCCUGGUGGGCCUUGGGUUGGGGAAACCUCGAGGUUCUCCUGAAAAAAAUCUAGCAGCGAUGAGCCCUCCCCUAGGUUUCCUGAAGCACCUCCCCCUUGGCCUCCACUCACCACCUCCCCCAUCCUCACUUAGUGACCCCGGGGGAAAUGGAGUGAGGGUUGUGGACUAUAUCUUGGGGCUGACCGGGAACUCCAGCCAGCCUGGUUGUGACAGGGCUCGAGUCCAGGGACCUUUUGGGGCUCAGCAAUGAUAGAGGGGGUCUGGCUUGGAGGAACCAUGGAAUUGACAUUUGGCGCCCUCAAUCUCGCCCCCAGCCACUUCGGCCCUUCCUGUCAGGACAGCAGCUGUCGGCCCUCAAAGAAAUGUCCUUUCCAAGGGGUUGAGAAGCAAGUAUUUGGUUCGGGAGUGACAGAGUGGUCAGGCAGAGGCUGGUACUUGGGGGAUGGGCACCAGUGGUGGGGAGAAGGAGGAGGAAGAGGAGGCAGCAGUGGCCAGAAGGGGAAGAGGCAGGAUAGCCCAUGCCGAUCCCUAUUUGAGGGAGGAGCAACAGAACCAAAGUGUUUGCCUUGCUUUCUCUGCCU